AUGCAGACACUACAUUUUCCCUCAUCAGCUGAUUAAUAAAGAACCAGACCGUUCCAUUCAGAAUAAGAGUUAUGGCACAUGUCCACUUAUGACCAGGGGCGGACUGACAACUCAUGGGGCCCCCGGGCAAUAGGGGAUCAUGGGGCCCCUGUGUCCUUGCCCAAACUCAAAAAAGCCUAUGAAAAAGGUACCAGGGGCAUCUCAUGGGGCCCCGUACUGACCCCGGGCCCUCGGGCAGUGCCCGAGUUUCCAAAUGGUCAGUCCGCCGUUGCU
Molecule: messenger RNA, 273 nt
Organism: Staurois parvus
Lineage: Eukaryota; Metazoa; Chordata; Amphibia; Anura; Ranidae
Source: the annotation of a GenBank genome assembly